AUGCAGCGGCUGCUGGUCGAGGGCGAUCUCGUGGUAUGCCCCGAGGGGACCACGUGCAGGGAGCCGUACCUGCUCCGGUUCAACUCCCUUUUCGCGGAGCUCGCGAACGAGAUCGUGCCGGUGGCAGUCGACUCGGAGGUCAGCAUGUUUUACGGAACGACGACGACGGGACGAAAGUGGUUGGACCCGAUUUUGUUCCUAGUGAAUCCAAGACCGGUGUACAGUAUCCAGAUUCUCGACAUGGUACCAAAGCAGCUAACGUGCGCAGGGGGGAAGACGAGCCACGAGGUGGUGAAUUAUAUACAAAGGGAGUUGGGGAAGGCGUUAGGGUUUGAGUGCACCAGUCUCACGAGAAGGAAUAAGCAUUUGAUGAUGGCCAGCAACUAUGGCAAGAACAAGAAUUGA
Molecule: messenger RNA, 405 nt
Organism: Salvia hispanica
Lineage: Eukaryota; Viridiplantae; Streptophyta; Magnoliopsida; Lamiales; Lamiaceae
Product: glycerol-3-phosphate acyltransferase 1-like
Biological process (GO): cutin biosynthetic process
Cellular component (GO): membrane
Molecular function (GO): phosphatase activity; glycerol-3-phosphate 2-O-acyltransferase activity
Source: RefSeq, a predicted model, not a curated record